Molecule: messenger RNA, 1812 nt
Organism: Talaromyces stipitatus ATCC 10500
Lineage: Eukaryota; Fungi; Ascomycota; Eurotiomycetes; Eurotiales; Trichocomaceae
Exons: 3
Coding region: 4-1812 (602 amino acids)
Cellular component (GO): nucleus
Molecular function (GO): DNA binding
Source: RefSeq, a predicted model, not a curated record
AAUAUGGUCAACGAAGCAGAUAUUUUAAAGGCAAUUAGUGAUCUAGAAUCGCAAAAAACGCCUCAAUAUGCCAAAACUGCCAGAAAAUAUAAUCUUGAGCCUUCGACCCUAAGGCGCCGGUAUAAAGGCCAGACCGUAUCAAACCAGGAAGCAACUUCUAUUCACCGCAAACUCCUUACAGAUGCCCAAGAAGAAGUUCUUCUUCAUCAUAUCUCGAAGCUCUCGUCUCGUGGAUUACCUCCAACGCCUCAAAUUCUCCGAAAUCUUGUCGUAGAGCUUCUACAACAUGAUGUUGGGGAGUGCUGGAUUCGUCGAUUCUGUCACCGCUACCACGAUCGAAUUGACAGUGUUUAUCUGAAAGCAAUUGAUCAUUCUCGCAAAGUCGCUGAUAACUCAGUACAUUUUGAACAUUUUUAUAAUACACUCACAGAGAAAGUCAAAAAAUAUCGCAUCAGCCCAUCAAAUACCUAUAACUUUGAUGAGAAAGGAUUCAAUAUAGGCCUCUGUCGUACUGAAAAGCGGAUUGUCUCAAAAUCUCAGCUCCGUUCAAAGAAAUUACUUGGUGCAAUUCAAGACGGGAGCAUAGAAUUUAUUACUCUUAUUGCAUGUAUUUGUGCUAAUGGAAUAGCAAUUCCUCCAGCUCUUAUUUACCAAGGCGAGUCAGGAGAUCUACAAGAUACUUGGCUUAAAGAUUUUGACGGCUCAAGAGAGAAGGCAUACUUUGCAACUUCUGAAAAGGGUUGGACAAAUGAAGAGCUUAGAUUUUUAUGGCUAACCAAGAUCUUUGACCCUUAUACAAAGACAAAAGCAGGCAAUUUAAAGCGCCUUCUGCUUACAGAUGGUCAUUCAGGCCAUGUUAAUCUUCGUUUUAUCGAAUACUGUGAUCAAAACAAUAUAAUUCUCGGUAUUUUACCUCUACACUCUAUACAUCAAUUACAGCCGCUUGACAUUGGAAUCUUUCCACCUCUUGCAGGUGCUUAUUCCCAUGAGAUUGAUCGACUUACUCAAUUGAGUAGUGGAUUUUCAAGGAUAACAAAAGCAUCCUUUUGGCGAUUAUUCUAUGCUGUAUGGAAAUUAACUUUAACAUUGCAAAACAUUCGAUCAGCUUUUGCUGCACUGGGCAUUCACCCUUUCAACCCACCAAAGGUUCUUAAUAUUCUCAAAAAAAAGAUCCCAUCGCCAAUCUCAAGCGAUAUUGAAAAUAAACGAAAGACUCCAGGAUCUGAAAAGAGUGAUCUAUCAGAGGCUACACAACUUGCUCUUAAAGCACUUCAAAAAUAUGCGGUACAGAAUGAAAUACUUGAACAUCAGCAGCAAGGCUUGGUCGAUGCAUUAAUUGGAGAGAAAAAACGGCAGAAGCGAGGCCGGCCACUGGGUUUAAUUGAUAAGGAUAAUCCCGGUGAGGCACAAUUCUUCUCACCAGGCAGAAUUGAAGCUGCACGACAGCAAAUACAAAAUAUUGAGUUACAAAAGGAACAAGGAAAGAUCGAGGCAGCAAACCGACGUACACAAAAGGCAUUUGCGCGCCAACAGAAGGCCCAAGAGAUCCAGGAACGGCGAGAGACUCGAAUCCGUGAACGAGAGGAGAAAAGGCGUCAAGAAGAACUUGAAAAGGAGCAACUUCGCGUGGCCCGGGAAGCCCAGAAGGAGGUAAAGCGAGCUAAAGAAAGGCCAGCAAAGCAGGUAAACACUAAAAAGAGGCGAUACAGUAAGGUUAUCGAGAGUAAUGAGGAGGUUUCUUCAAAGAGGCCAAAAACAGGAAUAUCUCGUUCUGGGCGAGCGAUAAACCUACCUAUACGAUUUAGGGAUUAG